GGUUGAGAUUGCCAGCCGCCUGCUAGACCCUGUGAACAAAGCCCACUGGGCCAUCAUACAGAGGAGUUCAAAAGGUGUACCAGAGGUCAUAUCAGCCCUGGAGGCCUUUGGUGCUAACAUAGCCAAGACAGCCAUAACGGCCAUCACAUCUGAUUACACACACACUCCAGAGUUCUUCAUUGUUGCUCCCAACAUUGUGAUGCACCAUGACGUUAUUGUUCGGGAGAACCUAAACUCGACAGUCAUCCCCAAUUACGAGAUUGACCAGUGGGAGGAUGGAGUUGAGCGGGAUACUACACGAAUACACAUUCCUGAGGGCGUAAUCCAACCCAAACCGGAAGUGGACGACCCCUCCAUGAUUUCCAUCGAAAGCAACGUCGCUUUAACGUCCUAUAUCAAGUACAACACAGUGGGAGAGCUCUUACCUAACCAAUCAGAUUCCAGCGUCAAGUCAUCAGAGGGCGCCGUUGGUCAAGUCAUCAACACCCCCGUCAUCUCAUUGUCACUGUAUGACCACCUAGCCACUGAGGGCAGCACUAAAGAUCUGCUGUACCCAAUCAUCUUGGAGAUCACCGCUCUGGGUCGAGCAAACAUCCAUAAUCCGCAGUGCAUCUUCUGGGACUUUUUCUUGUUUGAAGGGGUGGGUGGCUGGUCCACCAAGGGUUGCUCUGUGGACUCCUUCAACACCACCCACAUCAACUGUUCCUGUAACCAUCUCACCAACUUUGCUGUCAUGGUGGACAAUGCCCCUCCAGUUAAGGAGUUUGUCCAGCAGCCACUAGCCCUACAGAUUGUCUCCUACAUCGGUCUGGGCAUGUCCAUCUUUGCCCUGGUGUUCACCUUUUUCACCCUGCUGUGCAUUCCCAGCCUGCAUUGCAACCUGAACAGCAUCCACGUCAACCUGGUCUUCACCCUGAUCGCAGCCGAGGUCACCUUCCUUGUGGGCAUCAACACUGAGAACAAGAUUGCCUGCACCAUUGUAGCCAUCCUCCUCCACUACGCCCUGCUCAGUGCCUUUGGCUGGAUGUUCAUUGAAGGCAUCCACCUGUACCGAAUGAUGACAGAAGUCCGCAACAUCAACCAGGGGCCCAUGACCUACUACUAUGUCAUCGCCUACGGCUUGCCUGGACUCAUUGUAGGGCUGGCGGUACCGCUGAGCGAGGCAGACUACGGUCAGCAAGUCAACAUGAAUGGCCAACACUUCUGCUGGUUAUCCAUUGAAGACAUCCUGAUCUGGAGUUUUGCUGGGCCUGUGCUGGCUGUUGUGGUUAUGAACCUGGUGGUGUUCUUCCUGGCUAUCAGGGUGACUCUCACUGGCAGAACGAAAAACCCAGAAUACCAAAACACCAAGCCCUUGUGGUCUGGGCUACGCUCAGCAGGCAUCCUCCUGCCUCUUCUGGGCAUCACCUGGGUCUUUGGUCUGCUGGCUGUCAACCAGAAUGUGGUACUCUAUCAGUACCUCUUUGCUGCCUUCAACUGCCUCCUUGGAUUCUUCAUCUUCCUCUUCCAUUGCGUCCUCAACUCCAAGGUACGGAGGGAAUGGAUGCGAUGCUGUCUAGGCAUACAAGGAAAGAAGGUUCAAUUUGAUGAGAGUGUCAAUACCUCCCGGUCAGCAUUGUCAUACAGCAAGACGGAUGGGCAGUUCCGACACCACAUCGGCAUCUCCACUGGCUCCAUCGGUAGCAGUCAUGGCAGCCGCAGCACCAAAGUCAGCAACAGGCCAGAGGGCUAUCUACGAAACACAGCCAGCACAUCUACAACAUCCCCCUCCAACCAUGAGUAUGUUCCAUCUUACUACAACUACAAACCCAAAGUCACCAAUCUGGAUGAUCCCGAUAACUUGACUCUACUCAACCCUCAAAGAAACAACCUACUAGACUGGGAUUAUGACUUUAGUGGCAGUCACACGGUCACGCUGAGCAAUAGCUGCAAUAAUAGCCGUAGUCAGAGUUGUGUUAGCCAAGGCAGGCGGAGUCAUCGAAGCCGUGGCAGCCGUGAUGAUCAAGAUUCUGAUUCCGACAGUGACGCGUCCAUCCAGCGUAAUCGUGACAGCAUGUCCUUGGCGUCGUCACAUUCCUCAGAUGAAGAAGAGGAGGAGGGUGUGGACCUGUGGAAGUCUGCUCCUACCAAAGUGAACCUGCCAGAUAACAUAACAUCACAUGGGUUUGGGCCACUGCACAGCACUCCUAAAGAAAUGACAGUCCUGACAACAGACAGUGUAGACAACAAAUGCAAGUGGCCAGGGGAGCCCUACACUGGGGAGCUGGACAGCAAGCCAGAGUGUAACCUACGAGCAGAACUGAAGAUCCUAGAUCCCAAGUUCCCCCUUGAUAACGACAGAGAUAACAGUGUGACAGGAAGCGUGACAGGGAGUGUGACAGGCAGCAUUGAUGGCAGCAACAGAAACCUGAUUGUUUCCCAUGUGUCUGCCCGGCCGGACAUCCUCCCUCUGAAGGGCAUCAUGAAGACCCCCGGCAGCUCCCAUAAAGGCUCCUCCCAGGGCUCAGGGUCAGGGUCGGGCUCCAAUGCUAGCCUGACCAAGAUCCCCAUGUCAGUCACCACCACCCCAGACAAGUAUGGCUCAGGACAGGGGGUGACAUUCCCCCCAGAGCAGAGGAGUCACGACUCUGAAUCAGAGAUCAUCUUCUGAGCAAACUGGACUGCUUCGAACAUUACGCCACUUGAAAGAAAUGGGUUUUUUUGUAGGAAGGUGUGGCUGUUUUCUUGAGAUAUCAGAAAUGUAAUUUGGGACAGCAUGAAAAGUGAGGGCUCUUGCUGCAUGUCAAUAAACAUUGCCUUAUUGGAUGUUGUGCACAACAUUUUGACAACAAAAAUUAAAUAAGCAUGUUUUUGUGAAUGAAUAAUUUCUUCAAAGUCAAACUGAUUGACGACCUAAAUAAAUGUUAGUGGUUAAAGACUAGUGUUAGUUGUGAAUUGUGAAGAUGGUGCUGUCAUUCAUGAAUUUUUCAUCUUUUCCAAAAAGCGUUUUCUCCAGUGUAUCCAGUAUUUUUCUAUAUGGCUUUUAGUUUUUCAUCAUGAGGAUGAAUUGAUGAUAGCAGCUGUUUUAUAUCAGUUCAUAUUUUUCUGCAUUUUUUCUUUUUUUCUCAUCUGCUUUGAAUCAAUUUCAGCUCCAUGAACAAACCUUCCAAUCCUAAGUCUUAAUGCCCGUAGAAAUUUUAUUUCCUGCAUCCAGCUUUGUCAAAGCUGUAAACAGGAAAACUUUUUGUUUCAUUAAUUUCAGAACAAUGCUAUAUUUUGUUGAUUGCAGAACGUUCAGUAUUUCAGUCCUGAUCUACAUUCAGAAUUCAGCUGAAGUUCUUCAUUGUCAUCUUCAUUUUCACCACUAAGUUUGGCCAUUUAUUUAAUGUGUUUUAUUUUUUGUUUCUAUUUCCCCCUCCCUGCUUUUGUUUUUGUUGCCUUGUUUACACAGUGGGAGCAGCAAUGAAACAUCGGUAUGACGUGCAGUUGAUGUCAACGCCAUUGCUUUGUGAAGGAGUAUGGUGUGCAUGUUGUGUCAAAAUAUUGUGGUGUUGUGUCUCUUUCCAAAAAACUGUACAGCUGCAUUUGAAUGAUAUACAGUAUCAAAUUUUUGUAGAUACUACAAAAUUAUCUAAACAUGUACAUUUCUGUACAAUUUCUUUUCUUCUGUACAUUUUUGCUUUUUUAAGUGUGUGUUCCUUACCUUAGAAGCUUCAAAGUUUCUUAUGUGGAGUAUGGGUCAUGCAUUGACUUUUGUGUGAUUGAUACGCUGGUCUGUGGUCUUUUGAAAUCUUAUGGGAUACUUUUAUGGCCAAGCGGUUUAGUCUUAAGUUUUGGACAUUGUUCCCUGCUGGGUCCUGCUCAUACAUAUCCAUGUAUCACGUGUGAGAAUUCACAAUGACUUCCUGUUUCAUCUGUAGUGUAGGCUUUCGUACAGAAUGGCAGUUUGGUUUUAAAUUUUUAAAUUUAUUUUCAAACCACUGUCACUUUUGAGCUGUAGAUUUGGGGGCAUUUUAAGUGUAUUUAUUUUUUAAACUAGCCAACUGGAUUAAAUUGUCUUUUAAUCAUUGUUUUUAAAUGAAAAGAAUAAUAUUGAAAGAAGUGUCCUGUUGAUUUACAGACUAGAAGGUUACUUGACAUGGGACAUUCUCAGGGCCCAGUUUUUCAUAGCCAUAAAAUGGAUAAAUAAAUGCUGGUUAUUCUAAUUUCAUAAUUCGUAAACUCUACAAGUUGCAUUCCAGCAACUUUAUAUUGGAUUACAAAUUGUGAUGUGUGAUUUCAGAACACUUAAUGUCACUGCGCUGCUGAGACUAACCGUUCGCAUUGUUUACUGUGCAGACCUGUUAAUACAUUGGAGUCUUGGAGAAAUCUAUUUUGUCUUCAUUGCUGAAAGCAAAAUCUGCCUCUGAAGUUAGCAGGGCCUUUAUUGUGGCUAUUGUGUACCUGGAAUAGACAGGGCAACUAGCAGAACUUUGUGUUCUCGGAAGUGCCAUAAAACCGCCCCUUAGCCUGUAAACAGCAUUAGAGGUUGGAGCCUGUCGGAUGCUUUUGGCACAUUAGGUUAACAACAGUUAAGGGUUAUAUCACCAAAAAAAAUACAUGUACAGCCAUCAAGGUACAAGAACAUUCCAAGAAGACCAGAAAAUUCGUAGUUUCUUAGAAUGAACAUAUUCUGGAUGAACGUACUCCUAAAGAAAAAGUCCGAGAUUAGGAUGAUUUGAUGGUGAGACUUGAUAUAGGAUAACUGUUACAUCCUUUCAUCAUUUACAGCUUAAGAGGUGUCCUGCUUAGAGACCUCUUCAAUUCUCCAGAAUACCUCCAUUUGCAUCACAAACCAUAUGCUGUCUUUCCCCAAGUAGAGUGAACAAGAAGAUCAUCAGUUCUAUUCCCAGACUACCAGCAGAGCACGGUAGUUGUGUGGUUACUGUAGCUGACUCACAUGUGUUGGUGUGAGUUCAACCACUGACAGGGAUCAUGGUGCUUGUGAUCUUAGGCAAGACACUUUACUUCAAUUACAUGUACCCUUUCAUUCAUGAGUAGUGAAUACCUUGUAGGGCAGAGAUUAGAUUGUGCUGGUCUCAAGCAGCUGCGUUGAAUUGGUGUCAUGGCCAAAUGAAAAGCAGUAAUCCACUCUCGGACAUACAUGCACAUGUACGUGUACAAUGCUAUAUGUCAGCAACACAUUAUUAUAAACUUAUCACUUUUACAUUGUUAUUUUUGGAUGACGUAGGAUGGUCCCAAGUGUUAGGUGAAGGUGGCCAGGAUUCAUCAUUUUUCCAUUCUGAUUUUCAUACUCCCCACAUUUUUCCUUUUUUUACAUUACCGCAGUACUGUAUAGUGUUUUGACUGUUUAGCACGUUAUGAUUUAGUCUCUGUAUAUAUUGUGUAAAUGAUUCCAGUAAUGCGUGCGCUUCAGCUUCUGAAAUUAGGAGAAAAACUGUUUGUAUUUAUAAGGCUUGGUGAUUUGUUUUUAAUGAGUUUCUAACGAUUUUUAAUUGUUUCUUAAAAUGAGACUUCAUGAAAGUAACAUUUGGAUGAUUGUUGCUAACACCUGAAAAUGUUACAAGGAAUCUUGUUUGACUGUGAUAGACUUUGGAAGAAGAAGUGUGUUAUAAUGCUCGUGUAUGCCGUUGAUUCAGUAUUUUUGUUUAUCCAAGUACAGACACUGCAGUAAUGCCAGUGACAAGGAGUUAGGAAACAAGGAGUAGAAGGCGCUGUAAAGAUGCCAUUGUCUAGAUAGAUCUUCAGAGAAAUAAAUGCGCUUUCAUGAAAGAAGAUUUUAUCAUAUCACGUUAGUGUAGAAAUGAGAGACUGGAAAGUUAUCCAUGCGAAUGCGUAUAUUUAUGUAUGUAUUUGAGAGGAUUGCUGUAUAAGAUGUUAUGUUAAAUCAGGCUGGAAUUUGCCUGUGGAAAUUUGUUAAUGAAAAACAGAAAAAUGUGAAAAUGAAUAGCUGGUACUUGUACAGUGCUUCCAGCAUAAUUGAUGUGUCGUGUGAGUGUAAUUGGACAUGCAAAUUUGGACAGCAGGCACAUUCAUUAUCAUCAUUCAAGCAGCAUACAUGUGCUUAGAAGCACACUACAUGUAUAUGUGUAUUUUGUUGCAUGCAUACAUGUAGCUGUCCAAAACAUUGCUGAUGGGAGUGAGUGAUGUCAUCUGCACACCCAGCCUGAUGUACAGUUCCAAAUUCCAUGGCAUGACAAUUUCUAUCAGCCCAGAAAGUUGCAAAUUGAAGGCAAGUUUAUUGAGUCCUUUCUUUGUCUUCAUUGUGGUGCCAUGCCUUUUUUUUUAAAAAUUCAGAAUCCCUUUAAAAUGCUUUAUUACUCUUUUCCUGGAAUUGCAAAUAACAAUUCCUUAUCAGUGCAAGUUUAAAGGUCCAUUUUGUUGUAAAUUUGACUGUUGAAUGAGCAAUAACAGCCCCUGCCAUUCUUCUGUGAUUGUGUUCCCACCAAUCAACUUCCACCAUGUUUGUGAGUUUGCCCUUACUCUACCUCUAGGUCUUGCAGUAAUUGCUUUCUGAAUUACUAGAGACAGUAGUAAGACUACUGUUGGCUUUGUCACUUGCUAGACUCCCCCCCCCGAAGAAUAGAUGAAUUAACUAUGCAAUAUGUUAUGAAGAAAAGAAGUGCUCACAAAGUGCUGGUACUUCCUACUUGAAUGUGACGUUUUGAUUUGAAAUCAGUUGGUGUCCCACAAUGUCAAUGGCUGUGCACCGAGUGUCAGUUGUAACGUUGUUGGUGCAUCCUAUUUACUUUAAAGGCAUGACCUGUUGAUAAACCUAGACCCCCUGAUCACUAUUUAUCAAGACGGCCCCCAGUAAUGGUUUAAGCCAGCUAUUUUUGUGCAAUAGCCUGCACCAUGUAUCUGCCAUUAUGAGGGGCCAGCCUGAUGAACAGUGAUCAUGUGCACACAUUAGUCUGAACUGACAGCAGCCGUGUUACACAGGUUUGGAAAAAGUCACAUCCUUUUAAGUAAUAAUUAUCAGUACACAGCCCUUCAAUUGAUGUGGCUGUGUUCCAGUUCAUUGUUCAAGGGCAUUUUCAAAAACCCUCAAACAGCACAGAGUAAACAAUGUAGGGCAAAGACAAAAUGCCAAAUCAGUCCAUUUCAUUGGUAGUUGGUGCCAAUUACUUGUACUGUCCUUAGACUGUCCUGUUGAAGUUGUGAAGUCUCCCUCCAUUCAUCUUAUCAAUCUUCCGUCAAAUCCACCUUUGUUAUCCACCAAGCCUUAACUAAUUGCUAUUUACUCUCUUAUGAUUACCACGGUACUAAACUUUUUGUGAUUGCUUUGUACUUUUUAAAUAUUUAAAAGCUGGCCCACAGUGGCCAUUUGUAUAUACAGUUCUUCAGGUACCAUGUACCACUUUGCAUGUAUUUGCAACCUGGAUGUCGGUAGUACUAUGUUGUGUAUGGAAAUCAUGUCAUAUGCAUUGUAUCUUUAUCAAAGUACAAAGAAAUUGCCUAAAAAUUUAUGUGUUUGUAGAAUGUUGAAGAAAUAAAACAGUUGUGUCUCUUACUUCCAGAUACAGCGUGAUGGGGUGAACUGAAAAAAAAAUCUUGAAAUUUGUACAAAAAAAAUUAAUGGAUUUAUAUAUUGAGAUCAUGCAUAUGUCCAAAUUUGGUGUCUUGUCGCAUAGAGAGAGAUAUAUAUUGUAUCUAUAGAACACAGCUUGUAGUGCAAAACAAGUGCUGAGAAACUGUCACUGUAGAAAAUGUAGUGUAAACUUGUGUCAGUAGCAAGUGUGUUCUGGGGAUUAUCAGGGAAUCAUGGGAGAGAACUUGGAGGUAGUUUGACUGGCAGCCAAUCGCGGUCAAGAGUUUGUGCACACAGCCUCAAGUAUUGACCAGUUGCGAGCCAACAGUUAUCAUCUGGGUACCAAUUUCAUACAGUUUGCAGAAGAGACACGUUUUUGUCACCAGGUCAGGAAGAAACAGCUAGGACAUUCUUAAAAUAAGGUGACUUGUGUUGGAAAGCUUGUUUAGAGGGAGUCACAAGUAGUCAGAGUUGGCUACUAGGAACAUUAAGUGAGUUCUUUGCAAACAUGAUUCUCCAAGAUGGGACAGCAGAAAGGUGAAUUGUAUUAACAGUGGAACAUCACUAUAAAGAACACCACUAAACCAAACAUUCCGAAACACCAAGCGUACCCCUUGGCUCCCUAAUUUUCUGUGCCUGUUAAUUGAACAUAAUGUUUUAAAUAUGAGAAACAUUUAGAACUGAUGAUAAGUGACAACAUUGGGAAAAUCGCACUCAGGACUGAACGACGAAUACAUGGCCCGGUCUGGAUCGUUAGUGGGUAGUGUGCAUUGCACGUAAUGUGUGUGUGGGUGUGUGUCAUGCUCACAGCUACAGGCAGCCAUGUAGACCAGCUGCCCAGCACUGCAUGCAUGUAUGCCAUGCAAUACUGGUGACUCCGGACAGGGCGGAAGACUUGCAUGAUAAUCGCUACAAAGCCAGCAGAUUUAAGCUUUAAAAACCACCAAAGCAAGAAAUUGCAUUUGUUACUUGACUCAAAGAAAUUUUUUGAUAAAUAUCUUACGUUUUGAUCGUUUCCAAAUAUGCUGACUUCAAACAUAAUUGUGCCUCUUGCUAGCACUGCUUUACCUGGCGCGGCCCAUUUGUUAAAAUGCCAUUUUACCAACAGGAACCAGUGUAACUGUAGCUACAUGUCACUUGUAGCUUUAAGCAACAACUCAAGGAAAACUUGAGAUAAACAGAAUUAAAAAAUACAAGGUUUUUUUUCCUUAUAUUUUUUACCUAUUUUGUGUGUAGAUUUUGGACCCAAAUCCUCGUACCAAAACAUUUUGUGGGGCAGGCUUGCACACGCUUCAAUAUGCGCCAGAAGUCAGAUCGGGUGCCUGUGUCCAUGACUGAAAAAUGGCUGCACGGAAUGAUAGCUACACCAAACAUUUUGUGUGGACCCCGUCGUGUUCGUUAUAGUGAUGUCCCACUGUAGUACAUGUUGUUACGUGUCUAUACUGGCAAUCAUAUAAAUUUCAUGUGUGAUCGCAUGCAGAAGUGUGCCAACUAUUCUGGCUAUACGCAUGGAAAGUAAUGUUUUCAUUAAGCAAGAGCUAUGAAAUUGGUCUCUAGCCGGUAUUUUCAUCCCACCGUAGUUAACAUUCCCUGCUUCAUGUUUUCAUAUUGGAUUCUUGUGAGUUAACAACUGGUAGCUGAUCUGUAGGCUUUAUUGUGUAUUUGCGGUGGUGCUCAAUAAGUGUAACAUACCAUUAUGUACUGUUCUUAACACUCCCAACCCUCCAAAUCUUCAAGAUUGUCAAUGAAUGUCCAUUCAACUUGGAGGGAACCAGAUUUGUGAAAUAAAAAUUGAUUUGUCAUCUCA
Molecule: messenger RNA, 9317 nt
Organism: Acanthaster planci (crown-of-thorns starfish)
Lineage: Eukaryota; Metazoa; Echinodermata; Asteroidea; Valvatida; Acanthasteridae
Product: cadherin EGF LAG seven-pass G-type receptor 2-like
Biological process (GO): homophilic cell-cell adhesion; cell surface receptor signaling pathway; G protein-coupled receptor signaling pathway
Cellular component (GO): plasma membrane
Molecular function (GO): G protein-coupled receptor activity; calcium ion binding
Source: RefSeq, a predicted model, not a curated record